GCGCGUCUCGUUCAUUCGCAGUCUGGGCGCGUUCGGAGCCGGACCGCGGGAGCGGAAGGCGUUCUUGGGACCCCGCGGGCGCACGGCUUCUCGCUCUUCUCCGCGUUCCUGCCGUUUGGGGGAAGGUGUAGCCGGGCAGCGGGGCGCGGGAGAACCGCCGAAGAGCCAUGGGUGCCGGGAGCUCCACGGAGCAGCGGAGCCCGGAGCAGCCGGAGGCGGAGAGCGCGACGCCGGCCGAGCCCGAGCCCAGCGGCGGCGGCCUUGCGGCGGAGGCGGCGCCCAGCGCGGCGGGAGACCCGGCCGUCGCUGCCGCCGACCCCGCCACCAAGCUCCUGCAGAAGAAUGGUCAGCUGUCUAGUGCCAACGGCUUAGCUGAGGAAGAAGAGUUCAGCCCCCAGGAGGGAGCCCUGAAUGGCCAGGAGGAAGAAGCCAUUGUCACAGAUGUUGGACAGAGAGAGUCUGAAGAUGUGAAUGAAAGAGCCUCAGAUAAGGCGAUGGCUGCUGGCUCCAUGGUCACUCAAGACCUAGCAAAGGAUGGGCAGGAGGAAAUGCCUGAAAUCAUCGACCAGAUUCCUUCUUCAGAAAGCAAUUUAGAAGAACUGAUACAACCUACUGAUGCCCAGGCUAAUGAUGUUGGAUUUAAGAAGGUGUUUAAGUUUGUUGGCUUUAAAUUCACUGUCAAAAAGGAUAAGACCGAGAAGUCCGACACUGUUCAGCUACUCACUGUCAAAAAAGAUGAAGGGGAAGGAUCAGGAGCCGCAGACGGGGCUGGUGACCACCAGGAACCCAGCCAGGAGACCGGAGAGGCAACCGCCAAAGACCGUGAACUAAAACAAUCCACGGAGAAACCCGACGAAACCCUUAAGCAUGAGCCAAGCAACACAGAGAUUUCUCUCCAGGCUGAGUCUGGUCAAGCAGCAGAGGAAGGCAGAGAGGACGGGGAAGAUAAACAAAAAGAACCCACCAAAUCUCCUGAGUCACCAGCUAGUCCGGCGGCCAGCGAAACAGCGUCACCCUUCAGAAAGUUCUUCACACAAGGCUGGGCUGGCUGGAGAAAAAAGACCAGUUUCAGGAAGCCGAAGGAGGAGGAGCUGGAAGCUUCAGAGAAGAAAAAGGACCAAGAGCCCGAAAAAGGAGACUCGCAGGAACAGGAAAAGAGAGAAGAUAACUCCGAGAAAGUGGCAGCUUCCGAGCAAGAGUGCCCCCAGGAGAUCGCCGAGAGCGUUGACGCUGCCAGACUGUCUGCGGAAUUUGAAAAAGUCGAGCUGCCCUCUGAAGAUCAAGUGCAGGGAGCGCCCGAAGAGAGACCCGCCCCUUUAGCCACAGAAGUAUUUGAUGAUAAGGUAGAGAUUGUUGCCGAAGUCCACGUUAGGAUGCCAGAGAAGAAGACAGAGGAGGAGAAGGCUGAGGGAGAAGAAGCAGUGGAGCCCCUGCCCUCUGAGAGAGGGGUAGAAUCCCAGGCUGAGCUCGAGAAAGCCGAGCCUCCUGAGGAGCCAAGGAAGAUGAAAGAAGUGUGCACCCCCGGAGGGGACCACCCCCAGCCGGCUGACCUGAGCCCCGAGGAGAAAGUGCUCUCUGCACACCCGGAGGGCGUCGUGAGUGAGGCAGACAUGCUGUCCUCCCAAGAGAGAAUGAAAGUUCAAGGAAGCCCUUUAAAGAAACUUUUUACCAGCACUGGCUUAAAAAAGCUUUCUGGAAAGAAACAGAAAGGGAAGAGAGGAGGAGGAGGGGAUGAAGAGUUGGGGGAGCACCACCAGGUCGCAGCAGAGUCUCCGGACAGUGCAGAUGAACAGAAGGGCGAGAGCUCUGCCUCGUCCCCAGAGGAACCAGAGGAGAUCGUGUGUCUAGAGAAAAGCCUCGGGGACGCACAGCAGGAGGGGGAGGCUGAGGAAGGGACUACCUCCGACGGGGAGAAGAAGAGAGAAGGUGUUACUCCCUGGGCAUCUUUCAAAAAGAUGGUGACGCCCAAGAAACGUGUCAGGAGGCUUUCUGAAAGUGACAAAGAAGAUGAGUUGGAGAAAGUCAAAAGCGCCACCUUGUCCUCCACGGAGAGCGCGGCCUCUGAGAUGCAGGAGGAAGCCAAGGGAAGUGGAGAAGAACAGAAGCCAGAAGAACCCAAGCGCAGGGUUGAUACCUCAGUAUCUUGGGAAGCUUUGAUUUGUGUGGGAUCAUCCAAGAAAAGAGCGAGAAAAGCAUCAUCUUCCGAUGAUGAAGGGGAACCGAAAACGAUGGGAGGAGACGGCCAGAAACCGGAUGAUGCAGGAAAAGACAAAGAAACUGGACCGGACGCUGCGCUUCUCGGUUCUCAGGAACAGGAUCAAGGGCCAGGCAGCCCCUCACCUGAGCAAGCGGGUAGCCCCACCGAAGGAGAGGGGGUUUCCACCUGGGAGUCCUUUAAAAGAUUAGUCACUCCAAGGAAAAAAUCGAAGUCAAAACUGGAAGAGAAAAGCGAAGAUGCUGUACCUGGGUCUGUUGUAGAACAUUCUGCGUCAGAUGCUGAACCUGGGAAAGAGGAGUCUUGGGUUUCCAUUAAGAAAUUUAUUCCCGGACGAAGGAAGAAAAGGUCAGACGGGAAAGCGGAACACGCCACUGCUGAGGAUGCGGGGCCGCCAGAGGUCAACGAAGAUGACUCUGAUGUCCCGGCCGUGGUGCCUCUGUCUGAGUAUGAUGCGGUGGAAAGGGAGAAAAUCGAAGCUCAGCAAGCCCAAAAAAGUGAGGAGAAGCCCGAGCAGCAGGUAGCUGUUGCUGUGUUGGAGGAGCUCAGUACGAAUCUGGUUCAUGGCGUGAAGGUGACUGUCCUCGACGGGGCAAGGGCUGUUAGCAGUGUCGAAGAGAGGUCGCCGUCUUGGAUAUCCACUUCGGUGACAGAACCUCUUGAAGAAACAGAAGAGGAAGCCAGACCCCUAACUGGAGAGGUACUUGAAGGAGAGAUCCUUGCAAAAGAAACCUCCGUUGUUACCAAAACUCUGCCAGAGGGCCAAGAUGCCACGGAUGACACGGUUGUGAGCGAGGCGGAAUUAACUUCGGAGGCCGUGACGGCUGCAGAAGGUGCGGAGGCAUUUUGUGCUACAGAAGCCGCAGAAGCAUCUGGGGCUGAAGAGACCGCUGACAUGGUCUCAGCUGUUUCUCAGCUCACCGACUCUCCAGAAACCACAGAGGAAGCAACACCUGUUCAGGAGGUGGAGGGCAGUGUGCCAGACCUGGAAGACCAAGAGAGGCGGACUCAAGAAGUCCUGCGGGCAGUUGCGGAGAAAGUUCAAGAAGGAUCACCGCUGCCUGAUACCAGGGGGUCAGAAGACAUGAUUCAGACAGCACGGGAUGUAGGAGCCAAAAUACUGGAGAAGCUGGAUGGAGCCGAAGAGGAUGCUCCAGGGCUAGACUUGAAGAAAGAGGCAGAUGCAGUGUUGGAAGUGAAGGCACAGGAAGCUAAAGCUGAGACUUUGACACAAGCCGAAGUAGUCAUCCAGGCCACCCCAGAAGGCUUUGAGAAAGUUCCUGUAGUCACAGACAGUGUGGACUCCAGUGAGCCUAGAACCACUUGUCAAGCUGAAACCUUGGUUGGGGUAAAAUCAGAAUUGAUUCUGGAACAGGCUGUUGCUCCUGACUCCACUGAAACCCUUACAGACAGCGAGACCAACGGAAGCACCCCAGUAGCAGAUCUCGAAGCUCUCCCUGUGACACAGCAAGAGCAGAUCCUGGAGAUGCGCGAAGAUUCCCAGGUCCCAGAAGCAGAAGCAGUUUCUGUCCCCAAACAGCUGCCUCCAACACCUGCUAGUUUUCCAUCCCAGGAAGAAAUUAAAGGACUUUCAGAAACGGAAGAGGUUCUAGAACAUAUGGACAAAGAGGUACCGGUGGAAACCGUACCCAUUCUUUCAAAGAUGGAUGUGAUUGAAGAGGAAGGUCAAUUUACCGGUGGGGAGAGCAGAGAGAAACCGCUUCUCGAAGGCCCUGUCACAGGUGCAGACCUCGAGACUACCAGGAGUCAGGAAACAAGUGAAGUUGUCUUUGAAGAUGAAGCUCCUAAAGAAUCUGAAUUUCAGAAGGAUGACGACACCGAAAUCCACAGUCCUACACCAUCUCCCACCCCAGCGGGGGGAGAGAUGGAAGUUCAAGGAGAAAGGGAGGAGACGGAAGCAGAGCCAGCUCAAGACCCCGAAGAGGAACUAGAGCAAAAACCAGCUGUGACCACAUCUGAGGAGCUUCGUAAGCACCUGGGGCAGACAGACGGCGUGGCCGGCCUCCAGGGGGAAGAGGAGGUUACCGCUUGGGAAGGUUCUCCCCGGCCAGUGCAGGAGGAAGCGGUACGCACAGAAGUUCAAGUCCAGACCCCAGAGGCGUCAUUAACUCCAGCGGCUGCAGCAGUGGAGGAGAAGGUCUUAGAAGAAACUGUCAAGAUUUUAGAAACCACGGAAACUCAGGAAUCUGCAGACGCACAGUUAGUACCAGAGGACGAAUCCUCCAAAAAAGAUGAGGACUUGACCGCCCGGCCAGAGGACAUCAAGGUGCCCACAGGGACUGAGGCUCAGCCAGACUCCACACCCGUGACCACAGCUGCUGCCCCUGAAGGAGGCAUCGGUGCUGACCUGGAAGGAGAGAAAACCCCACCCCGGAGACCGUCCCCAGAGGAAGAGGACGCGCCCACUGCUGGUCCGGAAGUCCAAGGGAGUAAAACAAGAAAGGAAGAUGGAAAGGCUGAAACCGAGAUUUCUAAACUUGAGACCGAGAGCAGUAAACUUGUACAAAAUGUAAUCCAGACCGUUGUUGAUCAGUUAGUGAGCACGGAAGAAACAGCCGCUGAUUUGCAGACACAGGCCCUGCCGAUGAUCGCCGACGCCCCGGAGGGGAGGGCGCACCCUGAGACCGAAGAAGGGGAGCCGCAGGCCACUGCACGGGAUGGAACUCGAGCUGUGGUGGCCAAAGGAGAAGCCACGCUCACCGCCGGGGAACAGACCCGUUCCGACGUGUGCGAAGCUGUGAGUGAAGCUUCUGCUGAGGUGGCAAGUGCUGAGGUAGAACCUUCCAGCAUAAAUGACCAGCAGCUCGAAGAGGCAGUUCUCCUGUCCGAGGAAAAGAAAGAAGCAACCGGGACCGAGUCUGUUGCAGAAGAUGGUGAUCGUGCCGGCUUAGAAGAAAGGCUAGAGGGGUCCUUCUCUGAACCCCAAGAAGAUGAAAAAGGUCAUGUUGUUGAGCGGGAAAACCAGCACUCAGCCCUGGAAGGUGUGGCGGCCCCAGGAGGCUUGAGCAAAGAGUCCUCAGACACAGAUGGACCAACACUGAAGGAGAAGGAAGAUGGCCAGGAAGUAGAAUUUCCAGAAGGAAAAGUGCACAGCGAGUUAGAAGAAGAGAUCAAAACCGAAAUGCAGGACGACACUCAGAAACAGGAGGGAGAACCGACAAAAUCCGAACCCACAGGAUCCUAAAACGUCAUGUCCAACCCACGUGUUUGCAAGACCUGAAUAUGAAGAUGAGCAGUAGGAGGGAGGGGAUGGAUGCUGCUGACGAGACUCGAGACCAGUGUUCCGGACUCAAAACCGAAGAACAGGUCCCUCGACUCAACUUUCUGGAGCCCCUGACAAUCCUGAGGCUGCAUCGGGAGCUAGAGCCAUCUAACACUUCCUCCUCGCAGGGCCACCCCCCUCACUUUGCCCUGAUACCCUGUUCCAGUGUUUCUGAUUGAAGGUCCUGAAUUCUUAACCUGGAAUUGGAGUUGGCCAAACCUGGUUCUGCUUCUCAAACUGGAGUAUCUUCCUUUAUGUAUUUAUAUGUAUGUUUUAAGUAACCCUCCUUCUGUAUCUAUUGUAUAUUUUUUUUUUCUUAAUGAUUAAGGAAAUGUGCAGGAUGGUACAUUUCCUUUUGUGUCGCCCAGGAUAAGGCGGGCCAUGCAGCCGCGGUCAAGCCUCGGGAAGUUGUGAGAACAGCUCCCUAGAGACAACAUUCCUGAUCAGAAGCUAUAGUUCAUACUUUAAAAUCUACUAAGGAGUAGGGUCCGUGUUUCAUACCGCUCUAAAAUGGGUCACUUUCCUCUUAGGCACAGUGUGCUAAAAAUAAAACACCUUUUUGGGGUGGGGAAGGGAAACAUACAGAAUGUUCCAUUGUUACUGUGAAAUUUCUUUCUAGCCCAGUGGGGUUUGGAAGGGAGUUUUGUGUUUUUUUUUUUUUUUUUCAGUAGCGGAUUCACUCUAAGCCUUUUCUCUGAAUUGUGGCUGUUUGGAGAGAGGAGUGUGCCGAAAUCCUGAGGCAAGGUAGCGAGAAAUGUUUUUCAUCUUAUCAAGAAAACAGUUGGCUGUUUUAAGGUUUUGAUUCUAUUCUUCUGUGCUGGACGACAUUCGCACACAGCGUGAAGGAAAGUCAGGUUCUUGAUGACUGAUAUUUUGGUAGGUCCUGGAUUGUGUCUGUGCCAUAUCUGUGCCCACUCUUUAAAGGACAAUGUCGCAUUAUGUUCAUUUGGAUAAACUGUGAUUUGACAACCGAUUUAAAUAAAAUAUUUGCUUCACUUAGAUUUGCUGGUUUUAUUAGAUACUAGGAAGCCUGGGGCAUGUUUGUUGAGAUCUAAAAGCAGCUGAGGUAGAAGUUUCCAGUGUGGUCACUACAUGGUGUCACCACUGGAUACUGCUCUGAGGUAAUGUUCAGAGGAACUCCCAGCAGAGAGGCAUUAGUGCAGGUCAACCAGGAGCUUUUGAGACGGACAGGACUGAUAGAGUGCUACCAUCUGGUGGUGCCUUCCUGAAAAAGUCCGUUUUCUUUCAUCAUUCUAGGUUUUAAUGAGAAACGUCAAGAAAGAAAUUUUUAAGAAGGCUUAAUAGUAAAAAUGCCUUGCCCAGUAGGUGAUUUGAGUAUUUUUUAAUAAUACCAAAAUGAUUCCUAAUUUAUGCCAAAAUGUCAAAUACUGUCCGACUUUGGCCACAGUUAGCUGUGUCGUGUUCCGCUUCUUCACACGUAGAAAUGGCCUCGCCACACGAGCAUCUUAAAUUGCACUCAAACUCAGAACUCUGGUUUGCAAACUGAAAUUAUGACUGCUAGUUAAUGAUUUUAUUCUAGAUGUUCUAGAAAGACAAGUUUGGCAGAAAGAACAAAGGUUGUUAAAAUUAGAAAGUAGUUGAUCUUAGAUCAACAAACCUGACGACCAAAAAAGGGGGGGGGCAUAUCAUAUCAUGAGACACCUCAUGAUAACAGUGUAUGACAUUGUAGUUGGGAAAUAUUUGAUCCUUUAAGGAGUUAUUCUCCUAUAUAAUAGUCAUCUGAACAUCGUUAUGAAACUUAAAACCCCCAAAUUAAAAAAAAAACCCUCUGAUCUAAAUAAUUUUUUUGCCA
Lutra lutra (Eurasian river otter) is the source of this 7311-nucleotide messenger RNA. It is a transcript of the gene AKAP12, whose product is annotated as A-kinase anchoring protein 12. The transcript is spliced from 4 exons. Gene Ontology annotation, molecular function: calmodulin binding; protein kinase A binding. Bases 168 to 5420 code for a protein of 1750 amino acids. The record is from RefSeq and is a predicted model, not a curated record. Gene Ontology annotation, biological process: signal transduction; regulation of protein kinase C signaling. Gene Ontology annotation, cellular component: cytoplasm. NCBI's taxonomy places the organism in Eukaryota, Metazoa, Chordata, Mammalia, Carnivora, Mustelidae.